AUGAGAAGGUCCCUUGCGCUUCUGAUCAUCGUUUCUACGAGAACCGUUUUAACGUCGGCAGCUUCGAGAUCGGAUGCGUGUGGGCUAUCUGGACCUCGUGCAUCUUCAGGCCACCAGUUGCUCCAGCAUGCAACCAACCGACUAGGUGUGCAGAAUUCUCCUGCGUCGUAUGGAAGUCCUGGCUGUCCCUGCAUCGGCCUCGACCGAACAAGUGGGACAGCGACUUCCCAAGGCGAAAGCUCAGAUUCUCAGGCUUAUCCGGCCAGCGUCGGUGCGCAUUGCGAUGCCUGGGACAACAGGUCCUGCGGACAGGCGAAGUCGACGGAUCCCUUUUGCCAAGCGCAGACGCCGAUGCCCUGGUGCUUCGUGGACCCUUGCAAUUGCAAUGUGUCCUCCCGAGAACAUCCUGCAUGGCAGGGGUUGACAUGGCAGGGCCAUCCGGUGUACGCAUCGGCGGCUACCUGUGGCAGCCACAGCGCUGAAGGCAAGCCUUCGCAACCUUCACUCUGCAAAGAUCCGGGCCGAUUCCUGGAGGAGCUGAUGGGCCAUGCAAACUGCAAGUGCAUUGGAAUCGCUGGGCUCAGCGGCAACCUCUCGGUGAACUUCUCAACAGAGUCACCUUUCCCAGCAGAUCUGGGCUCCAGCUGUCAGAAGUGGGAUGAGGGGCGCCACCCAGACUGUCGAGGUGAAGAUCCGCCUGGAUGGUGCCACCGACAGUGGUGCUAUGUGGAUCCCUGUUCCUGUAGCAUUGAGGAGCCACCAAAAGUGUCAACCUACUUUCCGAAGGCGACCUAUGGCCACAAGCCCCUGUACUACUCCUAUGAGAGCUGCAACUCGUUCGACACGUUCACCUUUGACUCUCGCUCUGCCUGUGUGAAUCAGGAGUCUGAGGCAAGGUGUCUGGCACUGGGUGGCGAUCCCGAGGAUCCAGAGAUUCGGAAGUGUGCCUGGGGCGGUCCCGAGAUCAAAUGCCUGGGCAAAGAGCUUCUGCACGUUUGCCAGAUUAGCGACAAAACGUUGAGCGACUGGUCCUGGUGGUCUUUCAACCGUGGCUCAGUGGGCGACGCCAGGACGUCGAAGGUUACCGUCGGAGUGACUGCCACUCUGUACUUGCUUCUUGCCAUGCUUUUCGUGUGCGUUGUGCGAGGGCUGAUGUGA
This is a messenger RNA of Symbiodinium natans, 1158 nucleotides long. NCBI's taxonomy places the organism in Eukaryota, Dinophyceae, Suessiales, Symbiodiniaceae. The record is from the annotation of a GenBank genome assembly.